CCCUGUUCGACCAGUGCCAGUUCGGCGGCCUGGCCAACGAGGCCACCUGCAUGUCGGGCACGCUGCAAGGCCUGGACAGCUUGAACGGCGUGAGGCGUGCAGGGGGCCACGUGCAUGCGCGGUCCGACAGGAAGGAUAGCCUCGGAGAGUUCGACGCCAGCCGUCUGCAAACGUACCCCGGAGCGCUCUGCGACAAGAUAGCCGCCAUGGUCUUUGACACGCUGCAAUGGCUUCGCGCCGAGAACGCCGGGCCCGCCAGUGGACAGCGGCAGCUGGGUUUAUACCUACACGUGGACGACGGCGCGUGCAUGGGCUCGGGCGAACACCCGCGGGCCGCGGACACCCUGAUGGAGCAGCUUGCCGACGAGCUGGAAGCAAUGGGUUUCGUCGCGGACGAUCGCACCCCAGCGGAGGAGCUGACAAAAGUGGUGGGCUACGAGGUGAUCAAGCGGUCGGCCAGCCUGAGGAGGGACUUGGUCGGCAUCCCCUCCGCGGCGUUCAAAUUCCUCGACCUGUUCCCAGAGCGAUGGGCCCGCGCGCGGCUUUCGGUCCGACGCGAGCUGCGGGCCAUGGCCAGGGCCGUCCUCUUCAUGAUCGCCGACGUCGGGGCGCCGCUGGCGAACGCGUUUUUCGCCUCUGACGCCAUGGGGGCCUCGGAGCUCGACAGCGGCGGGUACGUCAUUGUCGCGGGGGACGUCUCCGACAAAGUGAAGUUCGAGUCCGUGGAUGCUGCAGUGCCAGUGGGGUUCACAGUGGCCAAGCUGGACGGCAACUUCGCGGGCUUGAAGGACCCCGAGAAGGACAUCAG
Prorocentrum cordatum is the source of this 808-nucleotide messenger RNA. The record is from the annotation of a GenBank genome assembly. NCBI's taxonomy places the organism in Eukaryota, Dinophyceae, Prorocentrales, Prorocentraceae.